AUGAGCAAUUUGCAGUUAUUUGGAAGGGGACGAAGUGCAGACGAAUUGAUUUGGGAAGAUAGCACUGCUGAAGAUACAAAUAUGGAGCAGUUGGAUGCAACAAAGAAGUCUACGGAAGAAAAUAUGGAUUGGAAAAGAGCAUUGCCUAAAAAUGCUGGUUAUGUACGAGAUAUCUCGGACCAUGCUUUUUGGACGUUGUCUAGCUGUAAAACAGACGGAUUUGGUAUUCAACAAUUACUUGAAGAUAAUGUGGAUCAGUAUUGGCAGUCAGAUGGACCACAGCCUCACACAGUGACCAUUGAAUUUGACAGAAAAACGGAGAUAUGUUUCCUUCUUUUAUACUUGGAUUAUAAGACGGAUGAAUCGUACACUCCUAGCAAAGUUGUUGUUCAUCUUGGAUCAUCAGUGCUUGACCUUGACGAAGGUCUAGUUGUUAUGUUUACCGAGCCAGUUGGAUGGCAGCUCCAAGUUGUUCAAAAUCAUCAGAAUGGUAGAGAUACGCAUAUUAGGCAAAUGAAAGUUAUUGGACCAGCUCGAACUCGUUCAGAUACUAAUGUUAAAGCUCUUUUUUCUGCUGGAGCUAAUAUGAGAAAUAUUCCUUUACGAUUUACUUCAUCAAAAAUGACCAUGUAUUCUAAUAUUCGUUGA
Molecule: messenger RNA, 648 nt
Organism: Dracunculus medinensis (Guinea worm)
Lineage: Eukaryota; Metazoa; Nematoda; Chromadorea; Rhabditida; Dracunculidae
Source: the annotation of a GenBank genome assembly